Messenger RNA from Prunus armeniaca (apricot), 570 nucleotides. Lineage: Eukaryota; Viridiplantae; Streptophyta; Magnoliopsida; Rosales; Rosaceae. The record is from the annotation of a GenBank genome assembly.
AUGAUAAAGGAGAAGUUGAAGACCGCACAAGACCGACAAAAGAGUUAUGCGGAUAACAAGUCCAAGGAUCUUGAGUUUGCAGUUGGGGAUUGGGUGUUCCUAAAGUUAUCUCCUUGGAAGGGUGUGAUGAAAUUUGGGAAACGUGGGAAGUUAAGCCCUCGUUACAUUGGACCCUAUGAGAUCACAGAGCAAAUUGGACCCGUUACCUACAGACUUGCGUUACCCCCAGAACUAUCUCGAGUUCAUGAUGUGUUCCAUGUAUCCAUGUUAUGGAAGUACAUGCCAGACCCUUCCCAUGUGUUAGAAUAUCAACCUGUGGAGUUAAAAGAAGAUUUGUCAUAUGAAGAGCAACUUGUGCAGAUCCUGGAGAGGAAAGAACAAAUGUUGCGUUCUAGAUCCAUCCCGGUAGUGAAAGUUUUAUGGAGAAGUCAAACUGUUGAAGAAGCUACAUGGGAGCAUGAGGAGCAGAUGCGGGCCAAGUACCCAUAUCUCUUCCAUUGGGUUAAGGGUAAUUUUGAUCAUUUUCUUAUCUGGAAGGAUUUUGAGACAACGAGUGGUUUGGUUGCGUAG